UUGCCGUCAUUUAAAAAUAUUCAUACUCGAGGAUUCGCACAUGAAUUGUACAUAAGCUUCUGCGCUGGUUCGCGGUAAGAUCUACGUCCGUAGAUCGACAUCGUUUUUGUGGACUGUGUUCCGCUUAGGAUUUCAGUUACCCUUAACUCUGUCUGACUUGGUCACAAGUUAUUCCUGUGAUUUAAAGAGCGGAGAAUCGCCAAAGGAUAUAUUCGCCGGAAAUUUUUCGUGGGAUUGCGUUCGAUCGUCUGGUAAUACACAAGCGCCGAUUUGAAGUUUGAAGCGAAAUGGGAACUCAAGCUUUCUUUUCUCCCAGCGUCGCCUUGGACACUCUCUCGGCCGCGAGAUGUUUACUCGAUAUGUCAAAAAUUUUUCCAAAGAAACCUGCCCCAGUGUAUUCUGAAAACUCGUCGUCGUCGCCUCUGUUGAUGUUCGCAAAAAUCUUGGCUUCCAUGGAGGAGGAGUGCUUUAUGAUAGAGAAACAUUCUUGCCUUUCGGACUCUUCAAAGCAGACGUCGAACGUCAAGAUAGGACCCGGGUUCGGCGUACAUUUUAAGGAAACAGAGCGGGAAAAAUGCACGCUAGAUGUAACCCCGAAGGACAGUGCUAGCGUUACGCGACGCGAUAACGACGACACGCCCUCUGAGCCCAGUGAACUGAUCACGAAACCAAAACAAAAAACCCGGCGACGAAACGCACGGAGAAAGAGCGAGCAAGAGAAGAAAACUCACGUCUGUCAGUACCCUGGUUGUGAUAAAAAGUACGGCAAGAGUAGCCACCUGAAAGCGCACCUUCGCACGCACACGGGAGAACGUCCAUUUCACUGCACUUGGAUAGGUUGCGAAAAAAAGUUUGCUCGCUCCGACGAGCUCGCCCGUCAUUACCGCACACAUACGGGUGAGAAACGGUAUGUCUGUGGGAUCUGUAGCAAGCGUUUUAUGAGAAGCGAUCACCUUUCGAAGCACGCGAAAACACACGGAUUGAAGUCCCGCAAAGAACUAAACAGACCCACAAACCCAAUGUUCUUUUGAAACGGAACGCGUUGGUUGCGCGCUUGAAGGACAGCACGACAACUCAUCGCUGCCUUUGAAGGAGAGCCACGCGUGGGCUUGCGUGCUAACUUGACUGCUGCUCAGUUACGAGAACUGUGCAGUAACAAAUACAACCGCAGGGGACAUUUUACCAGAGUUUAAAAUAGAUCAAAAAAAAUUAUUAGAGCUUGUAGCUUCUUAAAUUACCCUUGUUCCCCCAGACUAGUAUUUACACACAUGAGAUCGCCCAGUGGUAUUGACAAUUGAUUUUAUAUAUUUUAUUAUAAUUUUUAUGAACAAGAAUACUCGGUGAUCGAGACGCACUUCACCAUCAAUUUUAAUCUUGAGCUUCACAGAAUUCAGGAAAUAAUUUUGUAGAUUGAAUAGGUGUUUGUUACACCCUUUUGUAAAUUAAAAAUAAUUUUUUUUCGUGAAAGGCAAAAUUUUUCAAUCAGGCUUUUAGCAU
Messenger RNA from Orbicella faveolata, 1497 nucleotides. RefSeq lists its product as uncharacterized. The record is from RefSeq and is a predicted model, not a curated record. Gene Ontology annotation, molecular function: RNA polymerase II cis-regulatory region sequence-specific DNA binding; DNA-binding transcription factor activity, RNA polymerase II-specific. Gene Ontology annotation, biological process: regulation of transcription by RNA polymerase II. Lineage: Eukaryota; Metazoa; Cnidaria; Anthozoa; Scleractinia; Merulinidae.